This is a messenger RNA of Prorocentrum cordatum, 738 nucleotides long. The record is from the annotation of a GenBank genome assembly. NCBI's taxonomy places the organism in Eukaryota, Dinophyceae, Prorocentrales, Prorocentraceae.
CUUGGCGGCGAACCAAGGCACUGAGAGGAGAGAAUAUGGAAGAGUGGAAGAAGGGGGAUUAGAAGUGGAAGCGCCCUGACCCACUCACGCCCCAAGGAGCUGGAGGGGCUUGCUCUCGGUGCACGCGAAAGAUGUCAGCGACCUCGUUCACCUCCUCCUGAUCCUGCUGCUUGUACUAUGUCCUGUCACGUCCCAUCUCAGCCUCUUCCGCUUGCUCUUGGUGCGCAGUGUCAGUGUCUAUCCUGCCCAGCGAGCGGCGCGAGGCGCGCGCAUGCGUACCCUGCAAUGUGGGCGAGAAGGUGCGGCGUGCCGCCGAAGUGGCCGUCGCGGGUGAAGGUGACGCUGAUGAGCCUAGGCACCCUGGCUAUCGGCGUGGCCGUCUACCAGCUGCUGUCAGGAGACGACGUGGCCUACCUGGACCUGAACAACCCCUCGUCCAACGACGUGCUGUGCCUGAAUCGGUGGCCGCUCCGCGACGAGAACCCCCUGAACGUGCUGCGCGGGGAGCAGUGGGAGGAGUGGGUCUCCUACCGGUUCAACGAGGUUGAUUUCAUUGAGAGGCAAUGUGCGUUGUCCCGGAGUUGAGCGGCACUAAGUGUUACGACGUGGACAUCCCGAUUGGGAGCGUGGGGCGUAAACUCGGCCGCCCGCUCGGCGUCGGGGACACGCUGUCGUACGACGUGCUGGACACGUACGCGUGGCUGUUCUUGUUGCUGGCGGGCUGGCUGUGGGUGCAGG